Messenger RNA from Penicillium riverlandense, 462 nucleotides. RefSeq names its product complex I NDUFA12 subunit family protein. Lineage: Eukaryota; Fungi; Ascomycota; Eurotiomycetes; Eurotiales; Aspergillaceae. The record is from RefSeq and is a predicted model, not a curated record. The transcript has 6 exons. Gene Ontology annotation, biological process: response to oxidative stress; mitochondrial respiratory chain complex I assembly. The coding region runs from base 1 to 462 and encodes 153 amino acids. Gene Ontology annotation, cellular component: membrane.
AUGUCGACGAUCCUGAGGACGCUGCGCAAUCUGCGCCGGAUUGGACUGAAGGAAUAUGGCCACCAGAUGCAGUACAUUGGUAUGUUGUUUGGUUCCGUGGUGCAACUCCUUACUAACCUAGCGACUGCAGGCGAUACCAAAGCCGGAACCCUGAUUGGAGUCGACCGCUUCGGCAACAAAUUCUACGAGAACAUGGAGGAGGAGCUGCCCCUCCGGACACGAUGGGUCGACUACAAGGAGGUUGAAUACGAUGCCUCUCACAUUGAGCCUGGCUGGCACGCCUGGAUUUCCUACAUGGUCGACUCGCCCCCGACUGUCGACAAGGCCAUGCAGUCCGGUGUUCGCCCCUGGGAGCUGCCGGAACAUCGGCCCAACCAGACCCUCUCCCGGACUGCUUUCAAGACCUACUCGACCACCCGGCCCAAGUACGCUGCCUGGACUCCUACUGCUGCUCCGCGGUAA